Messenger RNA from Symbiodinium sp. CCMP2456, 1674 nucleotides. Lineage: Eukaryota; Dinophyceae; Suessiales; Symbiodiniaceae. The record is from the annotation of a GenBank genome assembly.
AUGCGAGAUGUCUUCAAUUUCGCCGUGGUACGCGCGCAGUCCUUGCUCACCGACAAGCAGGAGAAGUCCGAGGUCUUCGUCCCCCACGUCGCGCUGGAAGGCGAUGUUGGGAACCAUGAUGUUGUUGGUAGCGAGGUUGUUGCAUCUCGGGUCUUGCUGGGUGACUGUGCGUGGGCAUUCGAUGUCGAGCUGCGGACAAAGUUGUUCAUGGCUCAAUGUGUUGAGAGUUGCAAAGGAGCAGUCCCGCAAAAUAUCUCAUCGCCUGGGAGCCCCUUGAACGAUGUCAACGUGAACCACAACGGCGCGCUCAAGGGGGGCGAGGAUGCCAAGGUCACCCACCAGGCGCUGACGGGAUAUCAGCAGAGGCAGCUGGAUAAGAAUGAGCUGGAGGUGGCAGCGCGGAUUGAGAAGAGGAAUGCCGUGGAAGGGGGCCAGGCAGGACACAGUCGCCAGACGCAAGUGUUUCGCACGGUACAGGAGGAGCAAACGAAGGAGAUUUACAUUGCCAUCAGGAAUCCGGUGGUUUUCUUUGCGACCUUUGUGCAGAAGAUUGGCGAAAGUGUCGCGGGACAACUAGAGCUGCAGUACCCUACAAGCAGCUCUUCGCGACGACUCUGGGAAACGGACAACAUCCAAGAUUUCGUCAGGCGUUUGGCUGGGGACGACUACAGCGCACAGCUCACGAAAUACGUGUCGUAUGUGCCGACCUCGGUGCAGGAGGCCUUCCUUUCCUGCAUUGGCUACAAAGUGUUCAAGUAUGCCCUCAAGUUCAGCAACUACGACUACUACCAGUUCGUCCCCGCUGCCUGCGUGGGUGUGCCGCUGUACUUCAUGAAGGCAAUGCACAUCGGUAACCCUGCCAUCGUGAUGCCUCUGGGGAUCCUGCUUCCCUUGGCCAUCUUCUGGGCCAUCGUCUUAGGCGCGGGCUACGACGUCGAUGCCGAUACCUCCGACUUCUUCUUCCCGAAGAUGAGCAACGAGCCCUUCUACCUCGUGUGGACGGACAGCAUCGGCCAGUACAGCAAGAUCAACUUCACUGCGUGGACGGCCACCUUCACCGACCUCGGGAUCAUGAUUCUGGUGGUGGUCUUGGACUGCUCCCUGAAGAUCUCCUCGACCGAGAACAAGAUCCCGGUGAAGGUGGACAAGAACUACGAGAUCUCGCUGUAUGGGGCCGUGAAUGCCAUCGUGUCGGUCUUCGCAUCCACUGUUGGAUCCAUGGGCUGCAUUCAGCUGGAGGUUUGGGUGGACCCAAGCCGGUUCACCAAGAGUGAUUUCGCGAAAGGGGUUGUGGUCAGGCUCAAGCCCGCAGAGGUUGCAUUGAAACGAGCAAGCCCCUCGCUACAGAAUGUCAUCUUCCAAAACGCAUGUCUGGUAAACGAGUCCUUUGCCAACGGCAGAGCAGUCGCAACACUGCGGUCUAUGAAGAAGCUGGUGGCUUGCAGCCUUUCUUGGACCGUACACAAACAAUGCAGCUGGCCGUCGCUUUCGCAAAAACAGUACCUCUCAAUGGUUGUAGCACGAAGCAGAAGACCUUGUGAGGACACUUACACUGAAACGACGCGAACAGCAAGGAUGCCGUGUUGGCACCACUAUCAUGGUGAUACCCAGAAGUAUUGCAGCUGCACUUCUGCUAAUCACCCGACCCGUCUGAGCCCCAAACCCAAACCCUAA